Molecule: messenger RNA, 4292 nt
Organism: Stegastes partitus (bicolor damselfish)
Lineage: Eukaryota; Metazoa; Chordata; Actinopteri; Pomacentridae
Product: protein tyrosine phosphatase type IVA 2-like
Exons: 8
Coding region: 980-1486 (168 amino acids)
Biological process (GO): protein dephosphorylation
Source: RefSeq, a predicted model, not a curated record
UCUAUUGCGGCUAACUUGUCAUUUCUGUUCAACAUGUCUCCCUGGCAGACUCCUCUCUGUCAUUAGAAGCGCCUGGAAUUUUCGUGAAACUACUGCGUUUUGUUAGCACAAAGCUAGCGGGCCGUUGUCAGCCAGGACCCAGAAAAGCAGCAUCAUCAUCAAUGGUGUGUCUACAUCCCGGAGCCGUCACAUUUUCCUGUGUCCGCUCAAUGAACUGUCUCCUCAGCUCUCAGCACAGCUGCACAUGUAUGGCGUUUGCGAGGCUUGGAGGGGAGUUUUGCAAAGCCCAGCACCUGCUGCUUAUUGUGGACAAGUGAACAGGAGACACCAGCUAGGCACAAUCACUGCCAUUCACACACACAGGUCCUUACUGCCAUCCCGUUCAACCCAUAUGAAGACAAGCCAACCUUCAGUCUGUGACUUGUCCUGGGGAGAAGGGGAGGCAUUGGUUUCAGCCCAGGAGUUUCCUCUCUGCUCUCCUCCUUUCCUGCUUUUCCUUUCUUCUUCUGCUCUCAUUUGUACAAGUCUUCUCUGAAUGGGCUAACAGAUUUGAAAGAAAGGAUAGACAGAUCUUUUUUCCUGUCUUAAGUUUUUUUUUCCCCCCUCAGGACUUUAGGUGUCUUCUCUCCACUUUUUUUGAUCUCAGUCUGCUAGAUUAAAUUAUUAUUUUUUAAAUUACCAAGCCAAUUUUCAUUUUAGUCCUUUAUUGCCAAGAAGUUUCUCCCCUAAAAAUUGUGUUUGUUAUUAUUUAGGCUUUUUGUCAAAAGAAUCGCGUAUUUAAAUCCUGUGCCCAUAGACCGUACUGAUCCAUUAGUGAAAUUGAGUUUAAUUUGGAUUUCUUUAAGUGGAAGCAUUAUUUUUUACUUUUUUAAACACUCCAAAGGGUUGUACUUGAAGACCUUGUCUGUUACUCCAUUCUUUGAAGCACAGUACUUUUCAGACCUUCAUUCUUUAUUAACAAACCUUUGUGGGUCAAAAAAUGAACCGACCGGCUCCAGUGGAGAUCUCCUAUGAUUGUCUCAGAUUCCUCAUCACGCACAAUCCCACCAAUGCACAACUGGGAAGGUUUAUAGAGGAUCUAAAGGCAUUCGGAGUAAACACCCUGGUGAGAGUGUGUGCUGCUACUUACGACAAGACACCGGUGGAACAAGAAGGCAUACAAGUCCUGGAUUGGCCGUUUGAUGAUGGUUCUGCCCCCCCUGACCAGGUGGUUGAUGAUUGGCUGUCCCUGCUGCAGACAAAGUUUAGGGAGGAGCCUGGCUCCUGUGUGGCUGUGCACUGUGUUGCUGGACUGGGAAGAGCUCCUGUGUUGGUGGCCCUGGCUCUAAUUGAGUGUGGGAUGGAAUAUGAAGAUGCAGUGCACUUAAUAAGACAGAAGCGUCGCGGAGCAUUGAACGCCAAGCAGCUGCUUUACCUGGAGAACUACAAGCCCAAACUGUGUCUGCGCUCCAAAGAUGCCAACGGACAGAGCUGCUGUAUACAGUAGGAAUCUAAACAACAAAACAAAAAACGUGGAGGUGUUAAAAGUUUUCAUUUCUGUUCCUUGCUUUGUAACUUCACCUGCACAUGUAGCAAAAGCCCACAAAUAUUAAAGUCAAACAGAAUCAAAAGCUUGUUUGUCUGUCAAAAUUAAAAACAUUUAUUCCAAUUUUUUUCUCUGUCGGUUCACUGGUAGAGGUGCAGAAGCAACUGAUGCUGUUGUUCUGAUUUAAAAUUCUAACUUUGGGAUCAGGCACUAUGAAUAAUUCAGCGUCGCGAGGCCUGACAGCGUGUUUGACAGUUGAUUAUUCUUAUAUAGUCUGCAGCUUGAUAUUUGUUCUAAGCUACAACACAGAAAUUCUGAAUACAUAGUUGACAACACAGUCUGAGCAUCCUGAAGCUUGCUGGUUUGUUGUACAUCCAUGCACACAGUGGCUGAGACUGGCUUAUUUAUUUGACUCACUAAGUCAAUGUUCUGCAGCCAGAGUGAUGCACACAUGACCAAGAAUUCACACAAGAUAGAACAUAUACAAUAUUUAAUAAAUGUACUUAAAGAAGAUUAAAAGAUUUGAAGAAGUGUGUCCUCAGUUUGAUGCAAAUGUGAGAUGAUGUAAUAAACAAGAGUACAAUCUAUCUGCAUAUUGUAUGUCCCAGAUCAGAGUUAUAAGCGUCUGCUUGUCUAGAACAAACUCCUGUUGGCUUUAAAUGUUUGGCACUGACCGUCAUUCAAUCACCAGAUCAAGUAGACCAACAUGUUGAAGAUCAGUUGGUGAAUGUAUUAAUAACGGAACACAUGAAGGUUUUGGAAGAUUGUUCUAUUGGCUGCAGGUUUUAAGAACACAGAAUCAUCAUUAUAUCCUCAGUGCUUCUGUGCUUGGUGUGUGAAAUACUAAUCGUGGGGUCCCGAUGCUGUCGGUGUUACAGAUCAGAGUUGAUAUGCAUUGGCCACUUUAUGCAUGAAGCGUCACAAGUACUGCUGUGUUUUGUAUUUGGCUUUCUUUAGUUGUACAAGUGCAGUUUGAGCACCUUAAAAAAACCUUCCCCCAAAUUAAAUUAAGUACUUUGACCUAUUUGUGAAUUAGCACACAGUUCGUUGGUCUUUUUGAAUAUCCAGAGAGCCAACACUUCAAAUUUCAGCAUUGCACAAAUUUGAAUUGUUGCUGUUUAGUACAUUUCUUGUUUGAUGCCACAACUAAGCACAUGUGUUGCAUUAUAAACCUCUGGCAUUUUCAUAUUUCUGCACACAUGUUUUACCACGUGUUGCUUUUUUCUAUUUAGAACCUUGCAUCAUAAUUAGUUUCCUGUUAGAACCAGCAACCAGACUGAUGAAGGACUCGUGUAAACUUAGACUUUUUCCAGCUAAUACACAAUGUCUUACCUUAAAGUACAGACCAGUGAGACCUUGGCUCAGUUGACUGGUAGAGUUUCUGUCCAGAUGCCCAUGAAUGAAGUUAAAAAGCGACGGUCAGCUUUAACAACAUUGACAAACACCUCAGUAGGUGGCCACAGAUAAAAGAGAAGAUAUGUUGCCCUAUCGCACUUUAUUUUGUAGGGUCUCUUUUUUGCCUUAGCCCAAUUGAUGAAGACAUUUUUUUUAAAUAGCUGCUUAGCAUCUGACUCGUAAACAUCUCCCAUUUAUCCAGCCUCAGAAAGAAGCAAACAUUUACUUUCCCUGCAGCCAAACCAGCCUAGGUUUCCUCCUUCGACAUCAAGCCAGGUGUUAUUUGUUUUUGUGUGGCAGGUCAGUACCACAGACACAUCAGCUGCAUCUUUCAUAGUGCUGUCCCCAUCUUUGCUGCUCUGUAGCUGAGGUGAGCCCUGCUGUGGGAGCAGUGUUGUUUUACAUCUAAGCAGGCAGCUAAAGCACCAGUAUGAUCUCUUUUAAGUGCCUGUUCAGUGUUGUUGGCAUUUUUCUGUGCUGCCCCUUAACUUUCUGGCAGUGAAACCCAAAAUUGGAGUGUGGUAUGUUUCUGCUCUGACAUUGUACGUUCACGUUAUGACCGACGUUAGCUCACGAAUUUAGCAUCUUUGAACUACUGCUGAGUGACAGUAAAUUAAACUUGUAAGCACAGUAUAUUCCAUUCAAAAGCUUUGAUUGCAAUAUAUAUGCACAAUUUUAUUUUGGAAACUCAAGAUUUUCAGGCCGUCCCUUCUGUCAAUUAGGGGACCCGAGACCCACGUAUUUCACACACUGCUUCCUCUUCAUCCUCCACAAUGAUAAGCAAAGAAUGGCUGAUUCAGUGGCAGCACACGGUAUCUGACGUUAAUCCUCCUGUUGAGUCUUUAGAAUAGAUUAUAUUGGGUGGUAAUCUGCAUUAUAACAGCCCACUGUUAAAUGAUAGUAAAUCCAUGCAAACACAUGAGAAUUUACUAUCAGAGGUGGUAAGCUAGUAUUUUUUAAAAGAAGUAAGAAGGGUGACCUUUUAGUGAUACAAACCUAAAGAUAAUCUUGGUUCCCCAUCACCGAUCAAUAGAACAAUCUCUCAAAUACUCUGUGUGUUCCUGUUAAAACAACCACGUACCAAGACUGUGGAGCCAACAUGGCUGCCACUGAAACCUUAGUGGCCAUAGUUCUCAUCUCUCUUCGGCUCUUCGGUCAGCUGCUGUGUUCGUAAGAUGCUCUCGGUCUUUGUGAUGUUAUUAUUUUUCCUCUAGUUUUUCUUUUCUUUCCCUUGUACCUUGUACCUGUUUGUACCUGUUAUUUAUUCAUUGAUUUUACUGUGUUUCUUUGUGAAAUGUCCGUCUGAUGGAGAAAAAAAACAAAAAAAAAUUCUAUUAGUCUUCUUGGAAAAUUAAAGUGUUUAGUAAUGUAA